GCGGGUCUGUCGUCUGCAGAAAGUAAAACGAUUACCGGAUAUUUCUGUUGAAGAACUGAAGGAAAGCUCGGGAAGCUACACAUGGCAGACAGCAGAGAAAGCCGACGCCGCAGCUCAAGUAGGCUGAGCGUCUUCACUGGGUCAUCACUGAGUCUGACCGCCACGUUCACUAGAGAUGUGUUUGUGGCGUGUGCCGACAAGGACGAGGCGCUGGUGAAAUCUCGCGUGAUCCAGCCUCUCGAGAGUAGGGAGAUCACGUGCUGCUACCCACAGCGAGACUUCAUCCCCGGACACAGCGAGUACCAGAGUGUGGUGGAGGCCAUGGAGACAAGCCGGAGGACCAUCGUUGUGCUUUCCAAGAAUUUCAAGGACUACAAACUGUUCCAUGCAAUUCUUGGUCUGAGUAACCAACUGAUCGCCCAAGGCCGUGUCAUUCCAGUAAAAAUUGAUGAGGAUACGGACCUGGAUGGUCGUUUCAGAGAUGUUGUUAUCUUGGACAUGAUGGCGAUCGACGAGACAACAUUCAUCACUAGGCUCGAAAAGGCCGUAAAUUUGGAAGCAAAAUCGCCAGGAAUCCGUGAAGACGCUGCUGUAUCAUCAGAACCAUACCCAGCAGACAGCACACCAGCGUCGUCAGAAACAAGCAGCGACAUCAGCACUGCCAACACUGACUUCCAACAAGUAUGGGAUGAACAUGACUUUCGCCACAGCACUGAAAUCAUAAACGCCGAAGAUGCAGUCACUGAAUUUAACGACCUGGACAGCAAUGAUCCGUACUAUAAGCACGAGGAAGGACACCACCUAAAAGCUGUGACAAAGACGAUAAGCCUACACAAACUAGCACACUUCAGCCGCUCCAAGAGCCAGGUAGUGGCAGACAAGGCACUGGAGAAACUCCAGGACCUUGUGAGCUCGCGCAUGGGGCACUGUGACCCUGACACGUACCUCGAAGAGCUUCAGAAAGCCGAGGUUAUCAUCAGAGAGACAAUCAACAAGAAGGGGCAGCCGGUCAUCAUCAAGCGUAGAAUGCUGAGGCUGAAGACAUACGCCCUGAUAGUGUACCAACUGGGCAUCCUGUUGGACAAGGGCGACAUCGAUCUGGAAAACAAGUUCUUCACAGCCAUAAGCGACUUCAGCAAGAACGACUUCAAGACGUACGCGAACAAAGGACUCAUUGCAGGCUAUACUGUACAAUUUGCCCAAAGCGCUGCAAAAUACACCCAGGAUAUCUCCAAACGCAAAGGAAGCAGCUUCACGUACGUAGAGAAGCUGAUACAGCGGGUGGAGGAUCAGAUAGAAGGAACCUACAAGGAGCUCCUGAAGUCUCUCUGCGACAUAACGACAGACAAGAAGAAGCACUUCUCGACAGAGAUAUUCCUGCAUGUCCUGAAGAAGAAGGUUAUGCGAGUGAAAGAUGCCAGCACAAUCUUCCUAGACGUGCUGCAGAAGGUACUUGACGCCAUCUUGAAGAACAAGAACAAGAAGAUUGAUAAGGUGUGCCGGAGUGGUCUGCUCCUAGUGGGAACCCAGAUCUUGGUCUACAUCGCCUCUAACCAUACCAACCCAGGCAUCCGUGUACAGGCUGUCAAAGGCAGCUACACGAACGACAUGGCCGGCCUGUGCCAGCUAUGGGACUACGAAGACAAGAAAUGGAAGGAGGUGGCAUCAGAAGUGUUUGACCUCUGCACGCCUCUGUGCUUCAGAUCGAAAGAUGAGGCCGUCGUACGGGCGGUUGCAGACCGAUUUCUCACUGAGACGUCUACCAGUCGUGAGCAAAGCAUGGCAGAGAUCCCGUACCAGAACGACCCUCAGCUCGACCAGACCAAAAUGCUGCCAGUGACAAUAAGAAGCAUCAAGUAUCGUCUGCAUGAAGAAGGCCAGAUUCUGACCGUCCCAGACACACAGACAUCGAGUGAAGCCGCUUUCUCAAUCAACGGUCGGAUGUCUGACACGGACGUCGUGAUCAAGUUUACAAGGUACAGCACCCGGGAAGACUUGGUGAGUAAGGAGUUGUCCUCAGACGACCUACGGAAUGAGAUCCGCGUCGUGAGGAGAAUGAACCAUCCAAAUGUGAUCAACGUCUUGGCAGCGCACGAUGGCCCCUCGCCGCCCUACUAUCUGAUAACACCUCGGAUGGAGGAAGAGACUCUCAUAGAUUACGUUAUCGGCUUGCGGAAAGCUGUUCCUACUGACGUAGUUGUUACGUUGGUCGACGCCUGCAGACAAAUUACGGAGGCCGUGAUCUACCUGUCUACCAAGGCUAAAGUAGUGCAUCGCGACAUCAUGGCGGCCAACUGCCUGUGCCGUACCCUCCCUAACGGCAGGAUGCACUGUUGUCUGACGAACUUUGGACUGUCUCGAACCAUGAAGAAAUGUGGGAGUGAGGAGAGGCAAGCGACGAAGUACGUGUGUCCAGGGAACCCCAAGGAUCCCAUAGCGUACCGCUGGUCAGCGCCGGAGUCUCUGUCUCAGGACAUCUUCACAAGUGCCUCCGAGGUGUGGAUGCUGGCCUGCCUCAUCUACGAGGUCCUGACACUUGGGGUACAUCCGUUCCCACAGUGUGAGGAUCCCAGGAAAAUGGAAGACUAUCUAAAUGAUGGGAAGCGGACUGAACAGCCGUCUUGCCUUUCCAAGCUGGAUGAGAAAAGCCGCCUGUACCAGUUCCUAUGGAUGUGUUGGAGCGCAGAACCUGCAGACAGACCGUCCCCUGAGGCUGUGCGAGAGUUCUUGGAGAAAACAACAAAGAGACACUCCAAAGGAGAUUUCUCCCACGUGUUCGUGUCUCCUCCAACCCUAAGGGGUGAAAGUAUCGUGCGGCGGUCCAUCACCAGCCAAGCAUUCCAAGCGGGCGAGGAAAGUCCAUUCUGCAGCAACCAAAUCGCUGAUGAUGCACUCAGUAUCAGCCAACCACUGUACUAUGAUCCCGUGGCUCCCGACUUUCCUAAAGGAAGUCCUAUUCGUGACGCGGACGAAUACGAUGACACAAUACAGCAGCCUCGAGUCCAAAGGACAGACCAAGCCGGUCCACCUGCCAUGAACCAGCCGCUGUACGACCGUCCCCGGCCCCGAGCCCGUAGCUUCCCUGUGAGGACCCCGGCCCAACCCUUGCGGUCGGGAAUUGCCACUGGCGAUGCGGACGAUUAUGAUGACACAAUCCAACAGACAUGCGGCUAUCAGGAGCUAAAUAUGACUUCACCAUACCAGACCCUGGAGACGCCUGGGGCAGAGUCAGGACAAGAUAGGACAACUGCGUCUGCCGUGCAUCUCCGCCAGGGGGCCCGGCCCAGGCCCUAUCGCGCCAGGGCUCCUUCGGAGGAAGGGGAAUCUCUACCACGUGGUCGGCUGCAUACUGAGCCCACACGGCCUAAUCCAAGAGUCCCCGACCCCAGAAUGAUUCAGUCAGAGAUAUUCUAUAUCUAAUGAUUUGUAAUAAAAAAUGAGUCCAACUACAAGACUCAUGUUUAGGAAUAUAGCUAUCGAUAUCUGUACUUCUAAUACUUCUGCAAAAGCUGCUGAAAGACGCUUGGGCUAUUAACCGCUAGGCCCAAUUGCGCGAACCCUAGAACCUAGUUAGCAUGAUCUGUUUGGUCGAAGUAAGCUUCAUAAGCUUUUCUCUGAGCUAGAACUGUAAGAAAUACUAAAAGAAUAGCCAUUAAAUGCUACAAUUAGCAGGCAAGCCCCCCAAGGUCUAUCUAUGCAAUCUGUAUCCAUAUAUUACUACUGUAAAAAUACCUGUAAUAUAACAAGUUCAAUGAUGUUGUUCCGAUGCAUAAGCAGAACAUAAUCAGGUAUAUUUGUAAUACCAACAUGUUUGAGUCUGAUAUUUCAGACUAUUGUGUAUGAUAAUAUUUAUCUAUAUACUACUGCGGUGAACAAAUUUACUUCUCGUGGAUGAUAACGGUUAUAGAAGGUAUAUUCUUUACGUAGGUGCUGGUGUGUUAGAAAAAUGAAAGAUAAACUGAUGUGCGAUAUCAAGGAGGUUUGAAUAUUUGAACCUCCUUCGCGAUAUAUAGUUAGAUAUUUCGUAACCUACUUUGAUUUUAGGAAAAUGUAUACAUAUUGAACGCUAAUCUAGAUAUGCAUUUUGCGCAUGCCUCUUUUUCAAAUGUGUACUAUGGUGGUGGUAUUGUCACACUGCAUUUAGAUGUUCUGGUGCAACAGUGAUACUUAGAUGUCUAACAGGCAGAAAGUCCAUGACUUACGGAAACACAUUUCAGUGAAUGGUGUAUUGAUAUGAGGGUAUAUGGUGUAAGUGUAUACUCAGAAGCUGUGUGUGUGUGGUGCGUGAUAUAGAUAGGGAUCGUCAGCGCUAGUUCUGGGAUUAUCGCCGCUGUAUAUUUUUGUAUCAAAAUUUAAGAGCUGGAUACUAAGGUGCUUAAGAUACAAUAUUACCUCCACUAGGAUGGCUCUGGUAGUGUUGUUUUCUUUCAUAAUUUUUGUAUUCGUUUUGUAUAUCAUUAAAUCAAAGAGACAAAGCCAUCAUUCAUUGUGUGGGAUAUCACCGCGGUGAUUUAGCACGGCGUUAUGAUAUUACCAUAUCUUCAUAAUGUAUAACAAGGUCUAACCACAUACCAAAUAUCACGAUGAUCCAUCUACGCCGUGUUGAGUUAUGCUUAUCACUCCCAAUACGACAAUCCUAGAGUAUAGCAAUAGGCUUGCCCCAGAGGCGUCACCAAAAACACACACGUACUCACGUCAACACGAAGAUAUCGACCACACAACAACGGAAUUUCGAAACGUGUUCUUUAUUGACGCUUGCUCCCAGUCAACAUAUACAUUGUUCUUCCUGAGGCUAUCAGUUAAGAUACGUUUAUUUUUGCAGCAGAAGUGAAUAUACAAUGCAGAGACAAGAGCGUUCCUUAAUCAAACUUUGUAAUACGCAUAUAAGCGAAAUAGAGUUAGUUCAGAUGUAGGCAUUUAUAAUACGUCACUUUUAAAAUGCUCAUUGAUUAGAAGGGUGCAAACGUCAUUACUGUUCUGAGUACACAAAUUCUGUUGCUUUUCUUUAUCACAAAAAAAGCCGCGGCAAAAACGCGAUAAAAAUACAAGUAGAGAAGUACGCAAGUGAAAUGCCAGCCAUUUCUAACUAAUUUAACAACUAUAGUAGAGUCUCGUACAUUUACGCGAGAUUCAGUUGAGAUGUGUAUUUCAUCACAAUUAAUACUCUGGAUUUGAAAUACCCGUCAUCCUUUUCAAUUCAUCAAAAUCGAUAAUAACUGAUUUGUAGCCAGAUGUUGCAGGAUGUACAUUUUUUUCGGAUGACAUAGUUUUCUUUAACACUACCAGACUAAGACAUCCGAAACAGUCAUCUGUACCAACCCCCAUCUGCUUGGAAACAACAACAUAUUCACAUUUCUUAUGCAGGCCACAGACGUGCAAAAGCCAUUCUUGAAAUUCCGUUUCAAGCCGACCAUUCAUAAGAAGAGCCAUUGCUUUAAGCUAUACAAUUUAAGUAAAGUUAGCAUCAGAAUUCAUGGAUUCGGCACAAGUUCUUUACAUAAUAUUCCUAUGUAUUUGAAUGGAUUCACUCUUUUCAUAUUCAAAGAGAUACAAUGUGAUCCGGUCAUUUCCCACAUACCCGACCCUUCCUUUCUAUACCUUAAUAUAAUCGAACGCACCAAAAGUAAACCUUGAAUAAAAUUCAUAUCAAAAUUCUUGGUCUUCAAAAAGUUCAAAGAUUUUCAAAGUAAUUAUUUACAUUUGGCAAAAUUUAGGUUUGAAAUAGAAGCCUUGGAUAAUGCAAGUUCCCAAAUUCAUCUUAAUUGGUCCAUAUAGUAUUGGAUGACGUAACGUAAUACGCCUAUAAUACUUCUUCCGAUUCUUUGACUAGCCUCAAUAUCUGAGGAAAAAAAUGUUGAGAUGCAAAAAAAUAAAUAGUUGCCGUUAUAAAGUAGGCAAUCUACUAAUACCAUGACGUUUCUUGCAACGGUUACUGGGAAGUCAAAACAAUUUCGUUCGAAUCGGUGUACUCUUGUGAGAGAGCUACAGCACUUACGUAUUGUGAUAAAACGAUCACAUCAAGGUGCAUAAAAACUGAAGUAGGAUUUUAACAAUUCCCUUCAUUUUGUACAAGUGCCUCUGAACCUCCACACGUAGGAAAUAUAUUUCUGUAGUGCAGAGCGUGUAGAUGCCAAAACGGCAGAGAGAGAAGACUUAGAAUUAUUGUAACAAAUACUACAAGAAUUCUUGUUAAUUACUCAUGGCCCUGCUGUACUACCCCAUGUUUCAAUCUACUGAGGUAUAAUGGUAAAUCUACAAGAUACUACACCAAUUAUUCGGUAACAACUAGUUUUGGUGUGAUCUAUUUUUGGUCUAGGCACUAGUGUCGAGUUAAUGUUGUAGGCAGGGUAGUCAACUCAUGCGCCUUGUGGCGCAAUACUCAAUGAAGUCGCUAGGAUGAAGACAGGCGCUGCAGACACCUCUACCAUGCAGAUGCCAGAGCGCUUGGAACACCUCAGUUGGGCAGCGGUAUUAUAUUAAGGGAGAGCUGGCAGUAUUUUGUAACAGAUUCUGAAAAAGAGAAUGCGCUGGAGUAGUGACAAGUGCAUGCAUAGCGUGACAGAAGAAUUUUGCUCACCAGCAAUAAUAUAAUGCAGAGCUCAUAUUUGCCACCAAAUGAGAAAACGAGACACACAACCGUAUCUCCCCAGCGAACAGAACACUACAUCUCAUGAGGGGAGGAAAAUUCACAA
Messenger RNA from Branchiostoma floridae (Florida lancelet), 6692 nucleotides. RefSeq lists its product as uncharacterized. Gene Ontology annotation, molecular function: transmembrane receptor protein tyrosine kinase activity; ATP binding. Bases 82 to 3420 code for a protein of 1112 amino acids. Gene Ontology annotation, cellular component: signaling receptor complex. NCBI's taxonomy places the organism in Eukaryota, Metazoa, Chordata, Leptocardii, Amphioxiformes, Branchiostomatidae. The transcript has 14 exons. Gene Ontology annotation, biological process: positive regulation of kinase activity; cell surface receptor protein tyrosine kinase signaling pathway; multicellular organism development. The record is from RefSeq and is a predicted model, not a curated record.